Messenger RNA from Cladocopium goreaui, 2207 nucleotides. The record is from the annotation of a GenBank genome assembly. Lineage: Eukaryota; Dinophyceae; Suessiales; Symbiodiniaceae.
UCCGUGGCCUUUUAAUUCAAAUGGCACCAUGGGCUCAACCAUUUGCCACCACCAGGAAAGUUCCUAUUCGCAGUACGGCCCCAGAUAUUCGGUGGGGGAUGAACUUUGUGAUCGAGCGCCAAAGUGCGUUGGAAGAUGCGAUGCCCCUUGCAGCAUUGGUUACGAGCUAAGAAGCAGAGAGGAAGAUAUCCUCGCAGAUUGGACCAAGCUGGACCUUGGUUUGACUCAAAGCUCUAGGCCAAAGCCCUUGCAGCGGCCGCCCAUCGUAAGCCCUGGAGGCCUGGUUUCUCGCCACUGUGGAGGGACUGGAGGAGUUGGGGCGAGUAUCAGCUAUCAAGCAGCCCCAGAUCCCUCUGAGGCCUAUGAGCUGAAGCCUCGACCCAUUGGCUUUGGUUCUUACGCGGAGGUCCUCUUGGCCAGACACAAACAAACCAGGAUGCUAAGAGCCUUGAAGCGGAAGUGCAAGGUGCCAAAGCGGCAGCUCUUGAUUGAAGAUGAUUUGGAUGAUGAUUUGCCCAAGAACCCCAUCAUUGAGCGGAGCAAGAAACGAAAAGAAGAGGUCCGUGAAGUGGAGGUGCUCCUUCGUUUAGAUCAUCCCAAUGUGGUGAAGCUCUAUGAAGUCUUUGAAGAUGAGGAGAAUAUUUGCCUCAUUAUGGAGCUUCUGAAAGGUGGCAGUUUGCUGGAGCGGAUUUGCCCGUCCAAAAUCAGUCCUCGUAGUGUGCCCUGGGAAGAAAAGUCUCCUCGGUAUGAGUUCGACCGACAUCAACAAGGCACGAGCGUCGCAUUGCAGGAGUUUGAGGCAGCUCGACUCUUUUGGCAGAUGCUGAGCGCAGUGAUUCAUCUUCACGGUCACCGGGUGGUUCAUCGCGACCUGAAGCUGGACUGCCAUGCAGUGAAUCCCAUGGAUUCCAUGGAUUUUGGGCAUGCCUGGCCGUUGAAGCCCAUUGCUACCACUGGACUCCUUGAGACGGAUGGGAUCAGUCUGAUGGUGGUCCAAGAGAUCUCGAUUCCAGGAGGAGCAGGGACGAAUCGCUACGUUGCUCCAGAAGUUCAAGAUGAGAGUGAUGUAGCUGCACAUUUGGCUGACCGCGCGGACAUUUGGGCGCUCGGUGUUUGCCUUCACGCCAUGCUCACUGGCAGGCUUCUACCAGUGAGUGGGACGCUCACACAGGUAGCCAGCUUUGACGCAAAGACUUCAGCACUGGCAGAGGCCGAGAUAUGGUGGGGCGGAUAUGGCCUCUCUACUUUGGCCAUUGACUUGCUCAAAGAACUUCUGAGACUGAAACCGGAGAAGCGGCCCAGUGCUGCGGCCAUCGCCAGACACCCGUGGCUUGAGAUUGCUGCCCGUGAUGACCUCGCUGAAGCAGCAACUUUUAUGAUUCCCAGGUUCAUCAGCGACCUGAACGUCAUAAUGGAAGCAACGUCUCUUCGACGACUCUUCCUUUUGGCAGUGGCUAGGCAAGCAGAGGACGAGGAUUGCUACCCUUUCCCGUGUCUCUUCCGGGCCUUGGAGGCGCAAUGUCGUGGACCUCUGACUCAGAAAGCCAUGGCGAUUGCGCUUCAGAGGCUGGGGAGCCUCCAGAGCCCAGCACCGGAGCAGCAGUUGCUGUUGCAGGUCAUGAAAGCCGUGUAUGUGGUCAUGGGAGCCAUCGAUGCAGAUGCCUCUGGGAGUAUCAGCUGGGCAGAGUUCCUGGCCGCCAUUUUUCUGAGCCAGGAAGAAGUCCUGAAGUCUCUGCGGAAGAAACAGCUGCAGGAGAGUGCCUUUGAUCGAGCAUGUUUUCGGGCCUUUGAUCAUCUGUCCAUGAGCCAUCAAAAGAUCUCCCCAAGCUCGUUGUGCCGUACCCUCCGGUCGCACAAGGCACACAAAGCUGUUGUUGAUCCCGAGGCCAUGUUCAAAGAGUUCGAUUCCAUCCCGGCAUUUUCACUGGAGGACUUCCUACAGACCUUGGACGGUGCAGAGAUGCCAUUGCUGAAGGAAUCCAUCGCAGAAGAGCCGCUGCCACCGCUGCCACCGCUGCCGCCGCCCAAGGAGUCUCGAGACGAGGAAACUCGACAGGAAGCUCGACGGAGUUUCGGAGGAAUGGAGGAAUUUAUAUGGGAUGAACCCUGACGGCCCAGUGACAAAAAGUCUUUUCGCGUCGCACAUGCAGAUAUUGGGGAUUUGAAUUUGAGACCCCUUGAGCCAAGAAAAAUCCGUUGCUGUGCUU